This is a messenger RNA of Oryza sativa Japonica Group (Japanese rice), 2248 nucleotides long. RefSeq names its product kinesin-like protein KIN-14N. Gene Ontology annotation, molecular function: microtubule motor activity; microtubule binding; ATP binding. The record is from RefSeq and is a predicted model, not a curated record. Gene Ontology annotation, biological process: microtubule-based movement. Lineage: Eukaryota; Viridiplantae; Streptophyta; Magnoliopsida; Poales; Poaceae.
CCUCCAUCUCCGCCGCCCGCGCCUCUCGCGCCAAGCCGGCCUCCGCUGCCAUCGGCUGCACCUCUCUGCGCCUAGCCGGUCUCCGACCCCUCCUCCAAACGCUGUCGCGCCGUCUAGUUGCAGCCGUUUGCCACGCGCUCGGCUAGCCAUCCGAGGCCGCCGUGCCUCCUCCCACUCAGCCACGGUCGAUACCGCAUGCAGCCGCCGCCACAGCUGCGACUGCCUCAACCGCCACCGCCACCUCGCUGUCGUGGCUACCUCAGCCGUCGCCGCCACCACGGUCGCCGUCCCGACUGCGUGUCUGUGCUGCGGCCAGAUCCCGUUGGGGCGCCACCGGCACAACCAGGCUGUCACCGGACGCGACCUCACCGUCGCCGCUCUGGUCUUGCUCGCCGAAGUCGCUCGCGAGACCACCGGAUAUAGCAAUGGAGCGCCAGAUCCAGCAGCCGUCGUUGCCAUCUCCUGCUGCCGCCCAGGCUCCAUCCCGCCGUCCACCGCAGCAGCUGGGUCAUGUCGUCGCCACCCGGCCGCCGUCACCGCCCGCUGGCCUCUCGCCGGAGGGGCCAGAUCUGGCCGGCGCGACAACCCCCGCCGUCAAGGCGCGCCGGUGUCCCCGCCGUAGCAGCCUUCGGGAGAGAGAGAGCCUCGCCACCGCCGUCCCUGCAGCCGCCCGGCUUGCCGGCCAGCCGCUCGUGCGGCGAUGAGGCGGAGGGAGGAGAGAGGGGGUGGCGGCGGUGGGUUGUGGGGAGGCGCCGUCCGGGUCGCCUAGGGACGGGAGCGACACGGACGGGAAUAUCGAAGACUUAUGUUUCUAGUGUUGUUGCUAAGACUCUUGCAUUGCAGGAGCUUAAAGGAAACAUUCGAGUCUUCUGUAGGGUGCGACCUUUAUUGCCAAAUGAAUCAGGAGCUGUUGCUUAUCCAAAGAGUGGAGAAAACUUAGGUCGUGGCAUUGAGUUGACACAUAAUGGUCAAAUGUAUUUCUUCACAUUUGACAAAGUAUUUGAGCAGUCGACAUCACAAGAAGAUGUGUUCAUUGAGAUUUCCCAUCUCGUCCAGAGCGCCCUUGAUGGCUACAAGGUGUGCAUAUUUGCAUAUGGCCAAACUGGCUCGGGUAAAACAUACACAAUGAUGGGAAAUCCAGAAUUACAUGACCAGAAAGGAUUAAUUCCGAGAUCACUUGAACAAAUUUUCCAAACAAGCCAGGCUCUUAUUUCACAGGGAUGGAAAUAUAAGAUGCAGGCAUCUAUGUUGGAAAUCUACAAUGAAGCCAUAUGUGAUCUGCUAGCCACUAAUCACACAACUAUUCAAGAUGGUGGCGCUUCAAAGUACAGUAUCAAGCAUGAUGCCAAUGGUAAUACCCAUGUAUCAGAUCUCAUAAUCGUCGAUGUGUUGAGUAUCAAUGAAGUUUCUUCUCUCCUCAAGCGGGCUGCUCAGAGCAGAUCUGUUGGAAGAACACAGAUGAACGAAGAAUCAUCUAGAAGUCAUUGUGUGUUCACGCUUCGAUUUUUUGGUGUCAAUGAGGGAACAGACCAGCAGGUGCAAGGAGUGCUCAAUCUAAUCGAUCUUGCCGGCAGUGAGCGGCUUAACAAGAGCGGUGCCACCGGAGAUAGGCUAAAGGAGACACAGGCUAUUAAUAAAAGCCUCUCGUGCUUGAGCGAUGUAAUCUUCUCCAUUGCAAAGAAAGAGGAGCACGUUCCAUUCAGGAACUCAAAAUUAACGUACCUGCUACAGCCAUGCCUUGGAGGAGACUCGAAGACACUUAUGUUUGUGAAUCUGUCUCCAGAGGUGUCGUCUACAGGGGAGUCAAUUUGCUCGCUACGGUUCGCAGCACGGGUGAACUCGUGCGAGAUUGGCAUCCCUCGUCGUCAAACCCAAGUGCGUAGCUUGGCGCAAGGAUGAGUUGGCUUGGACAAGAUGAAUGUCCAUGACUAAUUGUAUUUGUGUGUUGUUUGAGGGAUGCAAUGGAUCAUUUGCAUCCCCUCCGUGUGUUGGGCAUGGGCAUAUUUGCUUAGAGGGUGUGUAUAAUAUUCUGAUUUGGCAUGUGGCUUUGUUGAUUGUAGGAGCAUCGCAUUGCAUUACAGAUAGUAGUAUUUAAUUUGUGGCUGCAGCACUGUGCAGUGGUAGUAACAAGAUGUGAGGUUGGUUGUAUUUUAUUGGAGAGGUGCCCUGUGUUGUGUUGGGCUGGCUUUGUUUGGAUGAAGAAGACAGACUAGUAAUUGGAAUUCAAAUGCUCUGUUGCUUUUUAGUA